AGUUGGUUUGAUCCUGCUUGGCUGCUGAAGAAAGAAAGAAAGAUGUUUGCUGAGUCAGCUGCUCUGCCGCCGACUAACUAACUACACAUUUACUGCCGACUAACUAACUACACCUUUACUGCCAACUAACUAACUACACCUUCAUUACACCUUGUGUGCGGAAUAACUCCACCUUUGUAGCAAAGAGGUGUAAGAAGAAGUCUGAAAUCUCCUCUUUGUGUGAAGAUGUCUGCCCUGCUCUUCACCCUCCUCUUCAUCACCUGCCAGGAUGCCUCGUCUGCUGCAUCACGGCGCUGUGAGGACCGGCUGGCCACGCCACUUCCCUACAGCUCCUUCAGCAGCUCCUCAGUCUUAGCACCGGACUACGGAGCUGGUUACGCCAAACUCAACCGGAACCAAGGUGCUGGAGGCUGGUCGCCCUCGGACACGGACCCUUACCUGUGGCUCCAGGUGGACCUGGGCGCCAGGAAGCAGCUUGUUGCCAUAGCGACGCAGGGUCGAUACGGCAGCUCGGACUGGACCAGCGGAUACCAGCUGGUGUACAGCGACACCCAGAGGAACUGGAGGCCUUACCUGCAGGACGGAAACAUCUGGAUGUUUGAGGGUAACGUGAACAGUGAGGAUGUAGUUCGCCAUCAGCUCCAACACAACAUCCUGGCUCGCUACAUCCGCUUAGUCCCUCGCCACAAGAGUCAGUCAGGACGUGUGGCUCUACGUCUGGAACUGUACGGCUGUUCCUACUGGUCUGACGUGCUGAGUUUCGACGGCCACGGCGUCCUCUCCCACCGCUUCAGAAGCAAGAAGAUGAAGCUGGUCAAGGACGUCGUGGCGCUGAAGUUUCGAAGCACAGCCGGCGACGGCGUGCUGCUGCACGGCGAAGGACAGCAAGGUGAUUACAUCUCCUUGGAGCUCCGCAGGGCCAGACUGCAGCUCAGCAUCAACCUGGGAAGUAACCAGUACGGGUCCAUACAAGGCCACACCUCAGUGACCGCUGGUAGUCUACUGGAUGACGACCACUGGCACUCAGUGGUCAUUGAACGAUAUCGACGCAGCGUCAACUUCACCCUGGAUCAUCGCCUCCACCACUUCAGGACCAACGGAGACUUCAGACACCUGGACCUGGACUAUGAGAUCACCUUCGGGGGGUUGCCUCCCUCCCCCAAGUCCGGCUGGAGAGGCCAGCACAACUUUGUGGGCUGCAUGGAGGCCAUCAGCUACAACGGGGACAACAUCACACACCUGGUCCGCCGGGGCCGAGUGGACACCUCCACCUUUAGAAACUUGACCUUCUCAUGCGCCGAGUCGGACUCCUUCCCGGUGUUGUUCAACUCCUCGUCCUUCCUGCGCCUGGCGGGUCAGAGCUCCAGCGACACCUUGUCUGUCAGUCUGUCCUUCAGGAGCUGGAACCCCAGUGGACUGCUGUGGUUCACCAGGCUGGCGGAGGGCUGGGUGGAGGUGUGUCUGACGGAGGGCAAGGUGGGCGUGUACUUCAACGUGACGCAGAAGAAGAACGCACACAUGGACAUCUCAUCAGGUUCCGGUCUGAACGACGGGCAGUGGCACAGUGUGCACCUGAACGCGCUGGAGAACUACGCCAUGUUGACGCUGGACGGGGACGAGGCGUCCACCGUCAGGACCGCCAUUCCUGUCCAGAUCAUGACGGGAGGAACCUACUACUUUGGAGGUUACUUCCCACCAGGGGGCGCUCACAUCCACCAGCGGCCCUUCCAAGGCUGCAUGCAGAUGAUCCACAUCGACGACCACUUGGUGGACCUGAGGGCCGUGGAACAAGGUGUCAUGGGGGCCUUUGAGAACGUCAGCCUGGACAUGUGUGCUAUUGUGGACAGGUGUGUUCCCAACCACUGUGAGCAUGCGGCUCACUGCUCUCAGACCUGGGACACCUUCACCUGCAACUGUACUGCCACUGGGUACACUGGAGCCACCUGCCACACUUCCAUGUUCCAGCGGUCAUGUGAGGACUACAAGUACCAGGGUAAACCCUCGGGGACGUACUGGAUAGAUCCUGAUGGCAGCGGUCCCAUGCAGGCCUUCCAAGUCACCUGUGACAUGACAGAGGAGAAGGUGUGGACCAGCGUGAAGAACAACUUGGCCCCUCAGACCAGCGUCACCACCACACCUGACAAGGAGGACAAGAUGGUGCUGCAGGUCACCUACAAUGUGACCCAUGAGCAGUUGUUGUGGCUGACCAGCAGUGCUGAGAAGUGUGAGCAACACGUGGCCUACGCCUGCAGAAUGUCCAGGCUGCUCAACACUCCAGACGGUGAAGCGUUGACCUGGUGGGUGGGACAAGCCAAUGACAGACAUUCUUACUGGGGAGGUUCUUCUCCAGGAAUACAGAAGUGUGCUUGUGGAAUACAACACAAUUGUACUGACAACACCCGCUUUUGUAACUGUGAUGCUGACUCACACACCUGGAGGGAAGAUGGCGGCCUGCUGACCUACAAGGAGCACCUACCAGUCCGGCAGGUGGUUGUGGGCGACACCAGCAGACCCGGGUCCGAGGCCAAGCUGACGGUGGGGCCGCUGAGAUGUCAGGGUGAUGGCAAAUACUGGAACGCUGCAUCCUUCUCCAGUCCUGCAGCCUUCCUGCACUUCUCCUCCUUGGCAGCCCAGACCAGCUCGGACAUCUCCUUCUACUUCAAGACCUCCUCCAGCCAUGGAGUCUUCCUGGAACACUCUGGACCUUCUCACCUCCUUCGCAUCCAGCUCACAGGAGGAUCCAUGGUGUCCUUCUCCUUCCUGGUGGGCGGAGAGAGGAUGGAGCUGUCGGUCCGCUCGCCAGCACCACUUCAUGACGACCAGUGGCAUCGCGUGGAGGCGGAGAAGAACGUCAAAGAAGUGUUGCUGCAGCUGGACGGCCGCUACCGAGAGGUCCGGCUCACCCCCCCACAGGGCCACACCAAGCUGGACUUGGACAGCAACCUGUAUAUUGGUGCGUCAGGAGGCCAGAGAAGUUUCCUGGGCUGCAUGCGAGCGCUGCAGGUAAACGGGGUGACUCUGGACCUGGAGGAGAAGGCGGUGGGGGCCUCAGGGGUGAGUCCUGGCUGCCGGGGCCACUGCCAGACCCUGGGCUCCCAGUGCAGGAACGGCGGGAAGUGUGUGGAGAAGUACGACAGAUAUUCCUGCGACUGCACACUCAGCGCCUACGAAGGAGCCUUCUGUACCCAAGACGUGGGAGCCUACUUCGAGACCGGGACCUUGGUGCGCUACGACUUCCGGCCCGAGGCGGCGCCCUCUGUGGCGCGGGAGGGGGAGCGCCUGCCGGGGGUUCCGAUGGAGACCAACCUGACCCACGAGGAGCUGGUCUUCAGCUUCAGCACCUCCAGCGCCCCCUGCAUUCUGGUCUACGUCAGCUCCAGGACUCUGGACUACCUGGCUGUGGUGCUCACAGACAACGGCACGCUGCAGGUGCGCUACAGACUGGGAGGUCCCCCAGAAGCCUUCAUCAUAAACGUGGAUGAUCAUCAUCAUCCUCAGCGGCGUGUGAACGACGGCCAACCUCACACGCUCAACUUGACACGGCACCUGCGUCACGUCCACCUGCAGUUGGACCACUACCCCGCAAGCAGCUACUUCCUGCCUGACUCAUCCCACACAGAAUUCAACUUACUUAAAAGUCUCUUUCUUGGAAAAGUAUUUGAGACGGGUGAGAUGGAUGGCAUCCUGAUUGAGCGCUACAACAGUCCAGGCUUUGUGGGCUGCAUGUCCAGGGUGAGCUUCAAGUCCAGGGUGAGCUUCCAGCAGGUGUCUCCUCUUAAAGCUGCACUACGUCAACAUCAGCUGUCACCUGUCAGCACCUUGGGCAUCUUGGUGCCUUCUAACUGUGGUGCGUCUCCUCGCACCCUCUCACCCCUCACACCCAGCGACCCCUGGCACCUGCAACCAGGUGGAGGUGUGUUGACGUGGAGUGAGGACAGGUCCAGCAGGAACAAGGUCCACCACAACUCUGCUCUGAUUGCAGGUGUGGUUGCCAUGGUGAUUUUGGGGGUGUUGUGCCUCCUGGUGCUGGUGGUGCGUCACAUGUUCCGACACAAAGGUUCCUACCACACCAACGAGGCCAAAGGGGCGGAGUCAGCGGACUGCGCCGACGCCGCCAUCAUCGUCAACGACCCCGCCUUCACCGAGAGCAUCGACGAGAGCAAGAAGGAGUGGUUCAUCUAG
Messenger RNA from Entelurus aequoreus (snake pipefish), 4182 nucleotides. Its product is annotated as contactin-associated protein-like 2. The record is from RefSeq and is a predicted model, not a curated record. Lineage: Eukaryota; Metazoa; Chordata; Actinopteri; Syngnathiformes; Syngnathidae. The coding region runs from base 226 to 4182 and encodes 1318 amino acids. The transcript is spliced from 25 exons.